Molecule: messenger RNA, 2485 nt
Organism: Salmo salar (Atlantic salmon)
Lineage: Eukaryota; Metazoa; Chordata; Actinopteri; Salmoniformes; Salmonidae
Gene: fa9
Product: Coagulation factor IX
Biological process (GO): blood coagulation; proteolysis
Cellular component (GO): extracellular region
Molecular function (GO): serine-type endopeptidase activity; calcium ion binding
Source: RefSeq, marked provisional
GAAAAGCCACCAUUUUAGCAGACACCCACAGAAAACGGUAGGUUCUCUCUCAUAACUAAAUCUAGAUUAGUGAACCAAGCUGAUCCCAGUUCAAUCCCUUCAACUUCUACCUGGACCGGAGGGAUGUCACAGUCUGACGGUUGGCUCCUCACAGUACUUCUGGUCUCAGUCGGUUCCCUGUUUGAAUCAAAAGUGUUUCUGGAGCAGAGGCAUGCAGUGCAGCUUCUCCGAGGGCCCCGGUGGCCCAGGGCCAACUUCUUCCUUGAGGAGAUGAUGCCCGGCAACCUGGAGCGGGAGUGCUAUGAGGAGACCUGUUCCCAGGAGGAGGCUGCUGAGAUCUUCCAGACCAAGGAGAAGACGAUGGAGUUUUGGUAUAGAUAUAAGAAUCUGAAUCCUUGCCACUACAACCCAUGUAAGAAUGGAGGAAUCUGCACCAUUGACCGGGAUGGAUACCUCUGUCUGUGUCCCCCACGCUACGAUGGAAAAACAUGUGCAAUAGAGGUGUUUGAGUGCCAGUUUAAGAAUGGAGGCUGUCUGCAUUACUGCACCAACCAGGAGCGUACCACAGGGGUCCAGUGCAGCUGUGCAGAGGGUUACCAGUUAGAUGAGGACGGCAAGACCUGCUCUGAAACAGUGGCGUUCCCUUGUGGGAAGAAGCAGAGUGAGGCUUUACUGCGCCGCUCUCUACUGGACGAGUCCGAGCCCUUCACCCCGACCUUCCGCCACUCUGACAGGAACCUCACCAUCACCAUGGAGGGGGAAAGGAACUCAACCUCCACCCUAUUUGCAAUUAACCCAACCCAGCCAGGGGGGAACAGCACUGAUUACAUGGAGGACGUUAAUGAAGACACCCGGAUAGUAGGAGGGCAGCUGGAGAGGCAGGGAGGAAGCCCAUGGCAGGUCAUGAUCUGGAGGGAGGAUGGGUAUGGCUUCUGUGGGGGAACUCUGAUCAGUCAGCGCUGGGUGGUCAGUUCCGCACACUGCAUGCAUGAAACCCCUGACCAUGUGACUAUCGGGGACUAUGACAAGCGGCGUCCCGACCCAGAUGAGCAGAAGAUUAAGGUGGCCAAGGUCAUCGUCCACCCUCACUUCCACGACUACACCUUCGAUAGCGACAUUGCUCUCGUCUACCUCUCUUCCCCUGUGGUGCUGAGCCCUGUGGCGGUACCCGCCUGCCUUCCCAAUGGUCAGCUGGCCAGCCACCUCCAGCGGGAGGAUGUGAGGGGCAUGGUCACAGGCUGGGGCGUCACAAAGUACCUGGGGCCCUCCUCACGCUUCCUAAGGAAAGUCACUCUGCCCGUGGUCGACCAGCAGAAGUGCAUCCGCUCCACGGAGCAGGUUAUCACAGACAACAUGUUCUGUGCGGGCUACCUGGAGGCCAGCUUGGAUGCCUGCAGUGGGGACAGUGGGGGUCCCUUUGUGGUCAACUACCACGGGACCUGGUUCCUCACAGGGGUGGUGAGCUGGGGGGAGAAGUGUCCCACCAAGGGGAAGUAUGGCAUCUACACCCGGCUAGGGAACUACCUGCGCUGGAUACAAGAUACUAUAGAAAGCCAGGUGCAUAACAGCACACAUACCUGAGGUGCAGCUCGGAGACGAUCCCAAUUCAUUCCCUACCCUUUGGCCCUUCAAUGAUUGCAGCUUUGAUCAUCUGAAUGGUCUGGAUAGGUGCAAGCAGUUUAGUGGUGGCCUUUACCAUAUUGCUUACACACCUGCAAAGAUCGAAGGGUUGGAGACAAGGGUAAGGCCCAAAUUGGGAGUGCUGCUGAUGAAUUCCAAGUCAAAUGUAUCAAACCCUAGCCCCAACCAGGUAUUAGCAAUACAGUAAUAGCUUGUAAUUGACCUCUGAGGGAAUUCCAUGAAGAAUUUAUAGCAUACAUCCAAUCCUUUCAGAUUUACAGAAAUGCCUGAGUGCAUUAUGAAAUAUAAGUUGCACCUGGGGUGAGUUCAGGAGAAUACAAUGCAACGUGUUUAGAUAAAUGCAUUUAAGACCGGAUUUUCUGUCAUGAUGAUGUAAAAUUGGGAACCAUGUCAGCUCAAUUCAUUGCAUUAUUCUGACUGUUUUAAAUUCACUGAACAUGACCCUGGUGCUUCAAACAAUUACCUUAUUUCAUUUUAUUGUGAAUAACAUAAGUUACCAAAGAAUUGGCAACACACAAACUGUGCACAUUAUUAAUCAGGUAAGAUUUGGUUCUGAGAGCACGUGGUCAGUUUCACUGCCCCAUUUAAAUGUUUUCCCCUAAGUAAUGCAAAGCUUCAAGUUUUAGGACUGUUAAAUGGAGUUUGUUGGAGUGUUUUGUGAAAGUACAUAAGUUGCCACUAGCAAUAAGUAGUUAGAAUUAUUUCGCUGUGUGCAUUAAAGUGAUAGUUCACUCCAAUGUAUCAUGUUUUUAGACAUCAACAGUGGUCAAAUGAGAUUGAGAGGAAUCUAGUUCAAGGCCAUAGGUAACGUUUCAAAUAAAGACGACUAAGAGAUCUGGUGAAA